Messenger RNA from Chrysoperla carnea, 3463 nucleotides. RefSeq names its product lymphoid-specific helicase-like. The record is from RefSeq and is a predicted model, not a curated record. Gene Ontology annotation, cellular component: nucleus. The coding region runs from base 143 to 3286 and encodes 1047 amino acids. Gene Ontology annotation, molecular function: ATP-dependent chromatin remodeler activity; ATP binding; DNA binding. The transcript has 7 exons. Lineage: Eukaryota; Metazoa; Arthropoda; Insecta; Neuroptera; Chrysopidae.
AAUGAAUUUAGAAUAAACAAGUUAUUUCAAACAUAUUACCCAAGUUAUUUAAAUAACUUUUUUGUUUUCAGAGCGUACUGACCGCGUCUCAGUUACCUAUUUAUGUUUUAGUUUCCGUCUUAAUAAUUGAUAAAAUUUCAAGAUGGAGAAUUCUUUGCUAAAUAUGACCGAAGAGUCUGAGGAUUGCGUUGACUUAACUGAUGAUUCAAAUGAUGCUAUGAUGUUGGACAUUUCUACAAGUAACAAGCUCAAAGAAAAUCCUAUUUUAGUACCAAAUUUUAUGUUUAAACCUGAAGAACAGCUUAGAAAAAUUGAAGCAAACUCAAUAUGGAAUUUUCAAUCAGAAAAAAAUAAAGAUCUGGAAGACUUAAUUCAUAGAGUCUUAAAAAACAAAAAGGAAUUGGAGGAGCAAUCGAAUCCAAAUAUUAACACUCUGGUAGGAGAUCAAAUUCUUGGUAGUAUAUCACAUGGGUCCUUGCAGCCUAAUCACUGUGUUGACCUUACUAUAUCCGAUGACUCAAUCGAUUCAAUCAAUUUCGAAAAAUUUAAAACUGAAGAACGGCUUAAGAAAAUUGAAAAACGAAAUUUAGAGCGUGAACUUAAUAGACAAAAAGCUAAAGAACGCAGAGAGUUAAAAAAAAGAAUGAGAUUUGAAGAACAAUUCAAACCAAUUGAAGAACAAAGUUUGCAAUUUAGAUUAAAAGCAGAAGAAAUUAAACUUAGAGAAGAAGAAAAGAGAAUGGAAUUGGAAGAACAACUAAAGCCAAUUGAAGAACAAAGUUUGGAGCGUAGACGAAAACAAGAUUUAAUAAGAAUGAAAACUGAGAAACGUCUACGGCAAAUUGAACAACGAAAAUUGCAACGUCAAAUUCGAAAACAAAAAGAGAAAGAACUCAGAGAGUUAAAAAAGAAAAUGGAAUUGGAAGAACAACAAAAUCGAAAAGAGAAUGCUUUGAAAGGAAUGACAUUCUUACUUGGUAAGAGUCAAGUAUUUUCCAAAUUUUUGGGAGAUAAAUUAGAAUCAAAUUUGAAUAAAAACGAAAAUGAAGAACAUAAAAGUGAAAUUUUAAACGAAAAACAAAACGACAUAAGUAAAAUUAUUAACGAAAGUCAAGAAAUACAAAGUGAAAUUGUUAGCGACAAUCAAGAAAGCAAAAGUGAAAUUUUAAACGUAAAUCAAGACGAUAAAAAUGAAAUUACAAACGGGAUACAAGAAAUAGAAAGUGAUAUUGUUAACGAAAAUCAAGAAGGCGAAAAUACAAUUUUAAGCGAAACUCAAAACGAAAAAAUUGAGAUUACAAACGAAAGUCAAGAAGAAGGAAGUAAAAUUACAAACGAAAAUCAAGAAAGUGAAACUAAAAUAAAAAAUGACAUUCCAAAAUAUUUUACUGGAGGGACCUUACGCCCCUAUCAAGUAGAAGGCCUAACAUGGCUCAAACUAUUACAUGAAAAUGGUAUAAAUGGAAUAUUAGCAGAUGAAAUGGGUUUGGGUAAAACCAUUCAAGUAAUUGCAUUAAUUGCACAUUUAUAUGAGAAAAAUAUUCCUGGACCAUAUUUAAUAAUUGCCCCAUUAUCAGUUACUACAAAUUGGAGAGAAGAAUUUAAAAAAUUUGCACCGAAAUUACCAGUAGUCUUUUUUUAUUCCGGUGAAAUUCGUAAUACUAAGAAAACAUGUAAUCCACGAAUUAAAAUACGGCAAUUUAUAAAAAGUGAUUAUAAGCUUGAUGGUAAAUGGGUGAAACCAAUUGUGGUUACCACAUACCAAGUGGCUGUUUCAGAUAAAAAAUUUCUUGGUACAUUCAAUUGGAAGUAUAUCAUUUUGGAUGAGGCACAAUAUAUUAAAAAUUGUGAUUCACAACGUUAUAAAGCUAUCAAUAAUUUUCCAAGUUUAAAUCGUUUAUUAUUAACUGGCACGCCAUUACAAAACGAUUUAAGUGAACUCUGGGCAUUAUUACACUUUUUAAUGCCUAAAAUAUUUGGAAGUCAAUUCGAUACCACAUUCACAACAGUAUUAAAUUCAGAAGAUUUUAAAAGUAUAGAGGAAACUGUUGGUAAUGAUGAAAUUAAAGGUAUUAUUUCAACAAUUCACGGUGUUCUGAAUCCAUUCUUGUUACGACGUUUAAAACAAGAUGUCAUGGAUGAUGUUGUGCCAAAAAAGGAAGUAGUAGUCUAUUGUCCUUUAUCUGAUAUGCAACGCACAUUGACCAAAUAUGUGAUUGAACGAAAUUUGGAUUUACUUUCUGGUAAAAAAGAAAAUGAAAAUAUAUUCGUUGAAUCAUCAUCGAAACGUCAAUGUUCUUCAAUUCGUCAAGACUAUAACGAAACCGAUAACGAUGUUAGAAACGAUGACGAUUUUAUUCAACAUCUGAACAAAGAAAUUGAUAUUUCACAAAAAAAUCGUGACUUAUUAGCAAAAUUAUCUGAAAGUAACAAACAAACUAGAAAGGAUGGUGUUCAAAUUAUUAGAUCUGUGAAUCUGGCAUCACCGUGGAUGGCACUUCGAGAACUUGCCAAUCAUCCAUAUUUACUUCAUAUGCCAACAGUUGAAAAUAAACAAGGCCAACGUGAAAUUAAAGUUGACGAGAAUUUAAUUACAACUUCGGGGAAAAUGCGUGUAUUAGAUUUAUUAUUACCACGACUUAAAGCGGGAAAUCAUAAGGUUCUAAUCUACAGCUGUUUUGUAAUGAUGUUAGAUAUUGUCGAAGAAUAUUUAAUAUAUCGAAAUUAUAAUUAUGCAAGACUUGAUGGUGGCCUUAUGUUGGAAAAAAGACAGUCAGAAAUUGAUAAAUUUUGUUCGGAUGAAGAAAUUUUUGUAUUUUUAAUAUCUACUAGAUCGGGUGGUGUUGGAUUAAAUUUAGUGGAAGCUGAUACUGUGAUAUUUAUGGAUCUUGAUUGUAAUCCACAAGCUGAUGUUCAAGCACAAGAUCGCUGUCAUCGCAUUGGACAAACAAAGCCAGUAGUGAUUUAUAAAUUUUUAUCACUUGGUACCAUUGAUGAAAAAAUUUAUAAAAAUGGUGAAAUGAAAAGACGUUUAGAAAAAGUUAUUAUUCAAAAUAGUCGAUUACAGAAAUCAAAUUAUACAAAGGCCAGAAGUGUUGAUAAAGAUGACCUCUUAAAAUUGUUGAAGUCUCUAGAGAGUACAAGGGAAGUACGUUCUUCAAAUUCGAAUAUAAGUGUGUUAACAACUGCUGAACUUGAUGAACUAAUGGAUCGAAGUGAUUUAUAUAAACAGUUAAAUGAACAUUUAGCAAAAAUCAAUGCUCAAAAAGAAAACAAAAUCAUUUGACCAACAUCUUAAAGGUUGGCAAUUGUGAUUUUUUUUAGUCCCAUUUAUUUUUGCUGGAAUAGAAAGUGUAAAAAGAUGGGAGAAAUUUCAAAUAGAAUUUCGAAUCAAUUCUAUUCACUAUAUAACUAUUUUGUUUAUUGGGCCGAUAUCUAGUUUAAAAAAAAAAAAAUUGUUCUA